Molecule: messenger RNA, 576 nt
Organism: Hydatigera taeniaeformis
Lineage: Eukaryota; Metazoa; Platyhelminthes; Cestoda; Cyclophyllidea; Taeniidae
Source: the annotation of a GenBank genome assembly
AUGGGAACGCACAUUUCACGAAAUGAAAAAAUUUCCUCGGACCCGGAGCGUCAGGCGCAGUACGUUAAGAUGAAGCGUGACGAUGAACGCCGUUGGAACGCUGCCGACAUGAAUUUUGACAACAAGCUCAGUCUGGACGAGUACUCAGCAUUCCUUCACCCUCAAGAUUAUCCACGAAUGCGAAACGUCGUCAUUGAGGAAACACUAAGCAGCGUAGACACAGAUCACGAUGGUUACAUCUCAAUCGAGGAAUACCUUGUUGAUUUGGCGAAGUCCUACGGUCGGACUUUCGAUCCGAAGGCUCCACUGGAUGAUUGGGGCCAGAAGGAGAAGGAGCAAUUUCUGAAGCACCGCGACAAGAAUGGUGACAAACGCAUGGACCGCCAGGAGAUUGGUGAAUGGAUCAUGCCAACCGACUACGAUCCUGUCGAAGCAGAAGCCAAACACCUCAUCUACCACGCUGAUGAUGACAAGGACGGAAAGCUGCAGGAGAAGGAGGUUUUGGAGCACCAUAGCCUGUUUGUUGGCAGCCAGGCUCUCAACUAUGGACGCCCAUUGGGACACGAGGAAUUAUAA